Messenger RNA from Effrenium voratum, 1348 nucleotides. Lineage: Eukaryota; Dinophyceae; Suessiales; Symbiodiniaceae. The record is from the annotation of a GenBank genome assembly.
GGGGGCCAAACACGCCAUCUAUCCAGCCCUUGAGCCUUUGCCAUGGCAAGUGGUGUGCGCAGAGCUGCCAAGGCAGCGGGCGCUACAGGGGCGGCAGUGCUGGGCUGGGCUUACUGGCAGCGACUGCCGCGGAAGGACGACCAUCGCACCGCGUGGUCUGAGUCGUUGAGCACAAGACUCUACCGGACCUUUGCUUUGCCGCUGAUCCUGCAAACAGACCCGGAGACAGCGCACAACCUGACGCUUCAAGCCGGCGAGUGCUACCAGGCGCUGCGGUUGCUGCUGCAGCCGGAGGGCCGGAGCCUGGACUGGCUGCUGCGGCCAGCGCCCUCCAGCGGCCCUGAGCGCCCGCGCCUGCGGCAGCGGCUCUUUGGGUUGGACUUCGAAAACCCUGUGGGCAUCGCGGCGGGCUUUGACAAGAACGCGCUUCUGGUGCCGCUCUACCGGCUGGGCGCCUUCGGCCUGGGCUUCGCGGAGGUGGGCUCAGUGUCCUGCAACCCUGCGGAUGGCAACCCCCGGCCCCGGUGCUGGCGCAUCCCCUCCGAUGAGGCGGUGGUGAACGCCAUGGGGCUCAACAACCAGGGCGCUGAGGCAGUGGCUGCGCGGCUCAAAGAGCUGCGGGAGACAGCCAAAGGCCGCAAUCCCGUGGGGGUGAACAUCGCGAAGACACAUGACCCGCAGAUCCUGGGUGACAAGGCAGUGGAAGACUUCUGCGGGAGUUUCCGGACCUUGGCGCCUUUGGCGGACUUCGUGGUGCUCAACGUGUCGUGCCCCAACACCACGGAGGGCAAGACCUUCGAGGAGCCUGGAGCCCUGGCAGAUUUGCUCUCAGCGGUGGGCAAGGAGAAGCGGCAGCUGCCAAGUCCCUCGCCUGUGCUGGUGAAGCUGAUGGCCGCCGAGGAUUCUCAGGAGGGCCGGAGGAUCCAAAAGGAGCUGCUGGAGAUCAUCGAGAAGUCCCAGGUGGCAGAUGGCCUGGUGAUUUCCAACACCAUCAAGAACCCCGAAGCGACACUCUCCAAGGAGGGCCGAGUGGCGGCGGACGCGAUCGGCAAGGGCGGGGUCAGCGGACGGGUGCUGCACCGCCGGAGCUUGGCGGCCAUCAAAGCCGCCUACGUGGCCACGGGGGGGCGCUUGCCCAUCAUCGGCGUGGGAGGUACCGACAGCGCAGAGGCGGCCUAUGAGAAGAUCCGCGCCGGCGCCAGCCUGGUGGAGGUGUACACUGGCUUAGUGUACAAGGGCCCGGGCUUGUUGCAGGACGUGCACGCAGGACUCCGCCGCUUCAUGGAGAGGGAUGGCUUCGAUGACAUCAGCGAGGUGAUUGGCAUUGAUGCUAAAUAAAACCUAUUUG